Molecule: messenger RNA, 909 nt
Organism: Beta vulgaris subsp. vulgaris (sugar beet)
Lineage: Eukaryota; Viridiplantae; Streptophyta; Magnoliopsida; Caryophyllales; Amaranthaceae
Product: peptidyl-prolyl cis-trans isomerase Pin1
Exons: 2
Coding region: 201-560 (119 amino acids)
Cellular component (GO): cytosol; nucleus
Molecular function (GO): peptidyl-prolyl cis-trans isomerase activity
Source: RefSeq, a predicted model, not a curated record
ACCCCCCUUACCCCUAUAUGUAAAGUAACCGUGCAGCAACUGUAGAAGAGAAACUGAAACCACAAAAGCGGAGAAAAAUUGAGUCAUCCGAAAGAAAGCGGAAGAAGGAAGCUUCGAUCGACAAAGAUCGAAGAGAAGGAGAGAGAAACAGAGAAAAACACCAUAACCAUAACCACCACAACCAGAAGAAGAGUAAGAAAAUGGCGACGAAGCAACAAGUUAGGGCAUCGCACAUACUCAUAAAGCAUCAAGGUUCUCGCAGAAAGGCUUCAUGGAAGGAUCCAGAAGGUCGCGUUAUCAUGAACACUACCAAAGAAUCUGCUAUCUCUCAGCUCCAAUCUAUUCGCGACGAUAUUCUUUCUCACAAAGCCAAUUUUGACGAUGUCGCAUCUCGCAUCUCUGAUUGUAGCUCCGCCAAGCGCGGCGGCGAUCUAGGUUCAUUUGGCCCAGGUCAGAUGCAGAAGCCCUUUGAAGAAGCAACAUUCGCACUAGAAGUUGGUGAGAUAAGUGGAAUUGUGGAGACUGAUAGUGGAGUUCACAUCAUCAAGAGAACGGGCUGAGUCACCUGAGCGACAUAGGCUCACCUGCAAAAAAAGAAAUCUAGGUUCCUGUUGCCUCUGAUUGUUCAAGUUGAAAUGACAUAUUUUUUAAGAGCCAAGUGCUGAAAUGUUACUGUGCUGUUUUAAAGUACUAAACUUGCUAGAUAACAACAGGCUACUGUGUUCAGACAAAUUCCGGAUGAGAUUCAAAUCUGGACAAUGUUGCUUGAGUCGUUCUUUGUGGACUGAGUUUUGUAUCAUCUUUCUCCAUAUAUUGAUACUCAGGGACUAUCAGAAUUCAGAAGUUGCUUACAUUUGCCUAUUAUUCUGUCAUCUAGAUAUGCAUUUGCUUGAUUUACUUUUUCACAAA